Molecule: messenger RNA, 2835 nt
Organism: Mesorhabditis belari
Lineage: Eukaryota; Metazoa; Nematoda; Chromadorea; Rhabditida; Rhabditidae
Source: the annotation of a GenBank genome assembly
AUGAAUGCUGAGCAGAGAAGAGAUCGGAGACAAUAUCCGACUAUCCGAGAUCGAGUCACUCAGGCCUACUAUGAGCAUGGCAGAUUCUGUGCCUUUCAUCCUCCACUUUGCCUCUCCGUUUCGAUAGUUUGCUUUUUGUUCCUCGCGUUUCCAACGAUUUCUCGUUUUCGUCUUCCCGUCUCAUCUCCCAUGGAUGUUCAUUGGACUACGGGAAGUCUUGAAAAAGAAAACGGCCCAGACUGGUUACAAUUAGCCCCAGCCGCGUACCUGCAACAAAUUGUGAUCAGAGCUGGGGUGGAACCCUGGAAUCCGAACGUUCUGAAUGCUGAACAGUCUGUUCGAGGACCAAUUUCUCGAGCCUUUUCAGCGAUCGAAAAGCUUCGCUCGGUUCCCGGGUUAAGCGCUGCAUGUCUUCAUGUGCAGCGUCCAGCCUCCACUCUGCCAAUCCCGGAAAAAGAUUGCCUUUUGAUUGCUCCCACGUAUUUCUGGAAUGAUACAAUGGAACAGUUUUUAGAGGAUACGAACGUGGUGAGCACAGUCUUUUCCCCUCCAUGCGCUCCAUCACUGUGCAUUCGGGAUUUGUUGUUGGGAAUGCCGGCUGGGAUGACUGGCAUCAAGCAGAGAUUUCAGACAAAUCGAAAACGAAACAUCGACUUCGGGUUGACUCUCUUUUUUCAUGAAUACAAUGAGAAAGUGAUCGAGUCUCUCCGGUCAGCGCUCGAUCACGAGUUCACUCGGGUGCAAAGCGCCGCCCAAGACGAGAGCACUUUUGUCCAUGUCUUCUACCGACCGAGAAAGUACUUCGCCGACUAUUUCCCGCUCCUUUUCUCGUAUCUCGUGUUUGCGUUGUACUUGUACUACUCGGCCUCUAAAUUCGAGAUGGUUUCUUCGAGAGCUGGCCUCGCUUUAGCUGCCGCGUUCACCAUUGCUGCCACUCUUUUGAGUACAGCGGGAGUAUCAGCCUAUCUCGAUCUGCAGCCAUCGCUAUGGGGAGCCGAAGUGUUUCCUUACUUGGCCUUGAUUCUUGGACUAGAGAAUAUCCUCGUCAUAACGAAAGCCGUGGUCUACACCCCACCCUCGUUGGAUGUGGCUUCAAGGAUCGCGCACGGGCUUUCACACGAAGGCUACACUCUCACCAAGUAUUUCAUUUUGGAGCUGAUCUUUCUCUCCGUGGGAUUCGUCACUGGGGUGCCCGAAAUUCAACAAUUCUGUCAAUUCGCCUUCGUUGGCUUGGUGGCUGAUUUCUUUAUGCAGCUGUUCUUCUAUGUGCCAUGCUUGGCGUUAGAUCUUCAUAGAUUGGGCGAUGAGGAGAAGAAGCGUUUCUCUCUAUUGUUGUUGACAUGUAAAGUGCCUCAACUCGGCACUUUCCCUGCCGUUAAUUGCCCUGUUAAACGUCUUUGGCCGAGUUUAUUUGAAAGAGCUCGCAAGAGGAGAGUUAAGAGGACACUUUCCGAAUCAAGGAUUGAUGAGAAUUUAAUUGAAGCUUCUGAGGGGAAUGAUAAGAAAAAGACUCACCGAAGAUCAGCUUCUUCUCUAAAAUGCGCCUUUGAUGACAACGGGAAACCGGUGCAGAGCACGGUAUCGGCAAGAAGACUUCGAAUCAUGUACUUCAUCGCAAGGACCCGUUUCUUCCAGAGAACACUUAUGGUUCUGUUCGCUUUAUGGGUGAUCUGGCUGGGAUUCAUCGUUCGGAGGAAUCUUCCUGAAAAUGGGGCAAAUAGUACAGAAACCUCGCGAUUUGGUGUCUCACAACGACUAUUGGAGACCGCUCCACAGGAAUGGGGUGAAUGGCAAAGGAGAACGUUUAAGUGGUGGCCCGUUUUAUUCGCCGAGUACAAUCUCACCCUCAGCGGUCAUUAUAUCACCUAUCUACCGCCGAUCGUCGUCAAAGCCGCUAUUCCACCAAAUGAUCCAAUGCUAUUCCCGAUUAAAGGAAAAGAGACGAAUGGAUCGAAAGAAACGAAAAGAGAACAUGUGAAAGAGGCGCCGAAUGAGUUGAGAUCUCGAAUCGAGUGGCUUGAGUUGCAACUCCGUGUCUACAUGGUUGUUUGCCUCUUUUGUGUGCUCACCAUUGUCAUUCUUUUCCUCCUUUACGCCUGUUUCUGGGGUCAAUGGCGAAAUGGAUGGAAAUUUCAUAAUAAUGCAUCGAUCGCCGAAGAGCUCGCACAGCAACACGCGAAAAGCAAGAAUUUUAGCGAAUCCGUCCCAUUGAAAUUGGUUGGUCAUCGUUUUCCAGUGGAAAUGGUUUUUGCGUGUGGCCCUAGAAAUGAGAUUAUCGUCUCGAUUUGUCAAGAUGGAAAAGUGAUAUUUUGGGAUGAGGUUACAGGAGAAAAACGUCAGCUACUCAACCGAAAUCGAGCUCUUCCCACCGGAAAUUCAACUCAACAGGACACCCAAGAACCCACUGAAAUCACUGAUCCAACGCCAAACAGUGAUUCGACAAAGACAACGACAAAAUCGUCACCAAAAACCCCAAUCGAAACACUGCCGUCGAUUUGGUGUGCAAACGCAGACGAACGAGUGCUUGUGUUGGGCUGUGCGGAUGGAUCAAUCGAGGUGGGCUCGCUGGAAAGAGCGAAACUCCUCGGCGUUUAUCUGCAGAGUCAAUCUGGUGUUGGACAUAUAAAGAUCAAAAACGAUUUCCUCGUGCUGGCGAGACUUGCCGGAACAGUUGAGUCGCUGAAAAUUGACUACACAGACUCGGAGCCACUUCGCAUUCGAUCGAUUCGUCAACUGUGCCAAGCGCCAGCUCACCAGAAGCCGAUCACCGUUUUGGAGUGCGCGUCGAAAUGUUUCAUCACCGCUUCCCACGAUCAUACAGAAGGGAUGGCCGCG